Messenger RNA from Aethina tumida (small hive beetle), 1071 nucleotides. RefSeq names its product adenosine deaminase-like protein A (gene Ada). The record is from RefSeq and is a predicted model, not a curated record. Gene Ontology annotation, molecular function: adenosine deaminase activity. The coding region runs from base 64 to 1062 and encodes 332 amino acids. Gene Ontology annotation, biological process: inosine biosynthetic process; adenosine catabolic process. NCBI's taxonomy places the organism in Eukaryota, Metazoa, Arthropoda, Insecta, Coleoptera, Nitidulidae. The transcript is spliced from 4 exons.
UAAAAAGUUAAUAAAACAUUUUUACAACUAAACAGUUAAUAACUCUGAGCAUUAAUAAUUACAAUGGAGGAGUUUUGUAAAGAUUUACCUAAAAUUGAACUACAUGCUCAUUUAAAUGGAUCUCUCUCAGAAAAAACACUAAAAGAUUUAGGUUGUCAUUAUGACUCUAUAUCAAAAUAUUCAAACGAACAAGGCAGGAAUUUAAAAGUUUGUUUUGAAGUAUUUAAAUUAGCUCAUAAUGUAACCAAAACGAAAGAGGCGAUUUAUCUUGCCACAUGCAGUGUCAUAGAAGAAUUUUAUCAAGAUAAUGUUGUUUAUUUAGAAAUAAGAACUACACCAAGACAAGAGACUGAGAUGAGUAAACAAGAAUACAUUGAAACUGUAGUAAGUGCCAUUAAAUCAAACACCAAUGACAUACUGGUCAAAUUAAUUCUGUCCAUUGAUAGAAGACAUGAUCAAAAAACAUCAAAUGAAGCUCUAGAUUUAAUAAUACAAAUGAAGCAAAAGUAUCCUGACAUUAUUAAAGGCGUAGAUCUAAGUGGAGACCCUGUGGUUGGUGAAUUUGAUAAAGAGUUGUUUAUUAGAGCUACCAAAGCUGGUCUGCAGCUAGCCUUGCACUGCGCAGAGGUAAAAAAUGAUGAGGAGGUGUGUGAAAUACUCAAAUUUAAGCCAGACAGAAUUGGCCAUGGGACUUGUAUACAUCCGCAGUAUAACGGGAAUGAGGCCAAUUGGAUGUUAUACAAAGAAAUGAAAAUACCUUUGGAAUGUUGUUUAACUUCAAACGUAAUAUGUGAGACAUCGAAAAGUUAUGAACAACAUCACAUCCGGGAAUGGCUGGAAAACGGUUUUCCUUUCUGCGUAUGUACCGACGACAAAGGUGUGUUUUCCACCAGCGCCUCUAAAGAAUAUUUCAUAUUGGGAAAUACAUUUAAACUAAAUCCUAUGGAUUUAUGGACCAUAUCUUAUAACACUAUAGACUAUAUAUUUUGUAACAACGACGAAAAAAUUAAAUUAAAGGAAAAACUGACGAAAUGGAAAAGUGAAAAUUCAAAGUGGUUUUAAAAUAUUUAU